This is a messenger RNA of Notodromas monacha, 3296 nucleotides long. The record is from the annotation of a GenBank genome assembly. Lineage: Eukaryota; Metazoa; Arthropoda; Ostracoda; Podocopida; Cyprididae.
AUGGAUGCAAAAGUGAUCGUGAAGCAUCACAAACGAUCGACUCCCUUGGUGUCGACGCGUUUGGGAGCAGAAGACGAGGACGAAGACGACGAUGACGAUGUCGUCGUCGUCGUGGUUGACGAUGAUCACCCAGCUGUCGACGAUUCCAGCGGUGUUUAUUCCAUGCCAACGUCGUCAGCAUCUCCGCUUUUGGCCAGCAGAAAAAUCAGCAAUUCCUUACCCGAAGACGAUUUCAAGCGAAGUCUUCUGACUCACCCCGACACUGUCGACACUGACGUUAAGCCAAUCGAAGUGAAAAGUAGUGACGGGAAUAACUGCUCUUCGUCAUCGCCGCGUGGGUUUUCGCCGCUUGUAGCGACAUCUUCCGGCGUGUCGAAUAAACCGCCAGCGCAGUUGCACGUACGGAACCCAGGUGUCGUUAGCAGUGCAGUCUCCGGGAGGCUGAUGGUGGUGCAGCCAGGAAAAAAGGCUACCAUUUGGACGCAUUAUUAUCCAGAGGGGGGCUGGGGUUGGGUGGUUCUUGUGUGUGCCACUUUGGUCCACAUGCUGUCUCAUGGGCUUCAGCUCAGUUUUGGUGUCUUGAUGCUGGGUGUGGGGAGUAAAUUUUGGGAUGAUGUGGAAGCUGAUGGUGGAAAGGGGAAAAGUGAGCCUGUUGGUCACCAACUUGCCCUGCAAGGUUGGUUGGGAGCGAUGUCGCUCGGAGUCAGUCUGCUGAUCUCUCCUGUGACGGUGGGCUUGUGUCGACGGAAAUCGACACGAUUGACAGCCGUGUUGGGAGGACUCGUCACGGCACUCGGUUGUCUCUUCACGUCGUUUGCGACGCAGUUCCAUCAGCUGUUCUUCUCCUAUGGCGCUGUGAUAGGAAUUGGAGUGGGCUUGACAAGAGACACUUCAACCCUCAUGGUUGGUCAGUAUUUCAAGCGUCGGCGAGAAUUCGUGGAAAUCUUUGUUGUGUCCGGAUCUGGACUCGGGAUCUCUCUCAUGUCCGUCUUCAUACAAGAAGCCAUUGGAUCAAUUGGUUGGCGACUGGGUCUGCAAGCAGUGACAGGUUGCAUGGUUGUGACUUUUUUCGUUGGCACCUUUUACCGAAGUGCAACCCUGUAUCAUCCCCAACGAAGAGCCAUUUUGCACCUGAAGAACCAACGCAGGAAAAUCAAGGAUAAAUCCGGGGCCACAGCCGUGCAGAACCCCGCAGGGGCCGGCAACAACCCAGCGAACCAGGUUUCUGGGAUCGACACGAAACCCCCGAUCCUGGAUUUCUCGAGUUUGCGAUCCAAGACUCUGCAGAUUCUUCUGAUUGCCACUAGUUUGGCUGCUUUCGGGCUCAGUACUCCAAUUAUUUAUCUGGCUCAUCAUGCUGAGGAGAAGGUGGCUCAAUGGACAGCAGAAGCAGCAGCAAUGAGCAGCUCCAACUUCCCACCAGAACUCUCCAGCAUGACAAUUGAAGAACAAUUGCAGGGUAUUAAUCCUGAAGAUCCUGUGACCACUCUGCCAAUUGAUGUUCAAAGAGCCUUUCUGCUGCUAACCACUGCACCAACAACCCUGGCAACCAGCAACAGGAACCCCAGCAGCACAAGGCUCAAACCUGGCUUUGAGGCCACUAGUACAAACUUUAACUUAGCAGGCCCAAGGACUCCCUUGUUCUUGCAAGUUUUCCUUGGCCUAGGUUGGGCUGUUGGCACUCUUGCCUUUGGAUUCAUAGUUGUACAGAACAGUACAGAUUGCAGGAUUGCCAGACUUUACCUUUGCCAGGCAUCCGUCCUCAUGUGUGGAGUAUCUCUGUUGGCCCUGACUGUUGUGGAUGGAUACCAAGGCUACAUUUUGUUUGUUUGGAUCUAUGGGGUCUUUUGUGGAGGAUACCAAUAUUCCCUGAAAAUGUUUACCUUUGAAAAAGUCAGAGCAAGGAACUUCCCCAGGGCCUGGGGGUUUGUCCAGUGUUCACAAGCUCUUCCCAUAGUCAUUGGUGUUCCAUUCUCAGGGUAUAUAAAUGUGAGUUUUGGUGGCAAAGCUGGAUACUACAUGAGUGCAGCCAGUGUCUUGGCUGGAGGGGCAACCCUGUUCCUCAUCAACAUUCGCAGGAGACGUGCUGCAGCCAAAGUAGGCAAAAGAAAUGUCGCCUCCCCAUUGUCAAAGCAGCAGUUGACUCCUCCAAGUGCUAGAAACCCAUCUGGUGACAACGCCCCCUGGUGCAAGCAACUGAUAGCAGAAGCAGCAGCUGAGCUCUCCACCAAGUCCAGUCACAGCCCUGGGAAACUCAACUUGUCCUCCAGGGACUUUGAAAGAGGACAUGUCAUGGACACUGCUGUUGGGGAAAUGCUGGACUUGGACUUGCUUGAUGAUGUUGAAACUAGGCAAGCUUUGGCCCUGCUUAGACAAGCAGCUGUUGCAAGUAGCAGUGGGUCUAAGAUUGUAAGAGCAGCUGCAGCACACCAUUUGGCAAGUUUAUCAGCUCUCAGCUCCUUGCUGGACAUCAAAGCCAGUGGGCACCAUCAGCACAACAAAGAGCUCACUUGCAUCUCAGAAGAAGGCAUUGCAGACAUGGACCUUCCAGACAACCUUCUUGAUGAUCUGGACAUUGAUCUUGACAUUGACAUAGACCUAGCUGCUGACUGCAUCACCUCAUGCAACCAGAUGGAGAAUUAUCUUUUGAUGAGUGAAUUUGAGGCUAACUUAAACUACACUGGGACUGACCAGGAUGGGGAAAAUGUGAGGCAGGAGUCUUCUUGUUGUGAGGGAUCAGUGGCAAGUGCCUCCACUGCUCCCCCAGAGUCUGUGAGCAGUUGGCACAGUGUGUGGCCUGCCAUGAGGAGAAGGAGGAACUCUAUUGUGAGACAACUCAGUGCUUUAAGGAACAGGAAGGCUGCAGAGAACAUCACAAAAAGACCUGCAAAAGUGGUCACCAGCUCCACAAGUUUCGAGGUGAAGGCAUCCACUCCAGAGGCAUCAAUGGCAGAAGGCAGACCACCAACUCCAAAACCCCCUGAUGCCCAAAAGCCUGAUUCAUGUUCAAGUGCACCAAAGAUGAAGAGCUUCACCAAGCCACCUGUGCGCAAAAAGUUCCCAGCAGGGUGCAGCACAAGGGCUGAAGUCCGACUUUUGCAGCCAUCCAAUGAUGCCAACAUCAGCAAGCGCUGACAUCAUCCAAAAGAAAAGAAAAAAACGUUUUUUCGUGUUUUAUCCCAGUGAAUUCAAGUCGUCCAGUGUUCUCAGUUGCCAAAGAUAUGAUUUGUUUUUGUGCUGACAAAAAAAGAAAGAAGAGAGAAAAUAUUUCCACUGCAGUCUUAUAACUUCUGACA